This is a messenger RNA of Psylliodes chrysocephalus, 1077 nucleotides long. The record is from the annotation of a GenBank genome assembly. Lineage: Eukaryota; Metazoa; Arthropoda; Insecta; Coleoptera; Chrysomelidae.
AUGGAGAAUUUACCAUUUUACACUCCUUCCGAUGAAGACCCAAGAGGAGCGCACCCAAGCAGCCCCAUGAUGUCCGGAUACUCCCCCGAUAGUGAUCUCACCCUCACCUUUGAAAGUGCGGAAAACUCGCCAUUAAACACGAGCGUAAUAAACACAUUCAAUAGUGCAUACGAGUUCACAAAUAUCAAUAGUGAAAACUCCGAAAUAAGUACGGAAACACAACCGAAAAACACGGAUAACUUAGUGCCGGAAAACCAUCCAUCUAUUACAAAAAAUACGGAGUUAAACCUAACACAACAAAAUACCGGUAGUGCGGUUUAUAAAAUAGAUGCCAAGCACGGUCACGGUCACGGCAAAAGUCCUGAAUUUCGGCACGGAGGCACACCCCGCGACGUCGAGCAAGGACGAAAGGAUGAAAAACUUCAACAUGGAAGAAGACAACCAACCCUACUCCCGAAAAGGAAAAUUAUUUCUUCGGUGAGUCAACAAAAGGUUCAGGAAAAACAAAACGAAACCACAAAUAAUAACAUGGAAACAGACGACUUCCAGUACCCUAAAAAGAUAAAGAAAUUUAGAAUAUACUUUACAAAACUGCUAGAACAAAAGGCUAAAUCAACAAUCACUACAAAAAACAGAUUUAAAGCGAUCAGCGACUCAACCCCUGCAAUAACCCUUGACUAUUUGAACAAAAACGUCAGGGUUACCUGGGAAUUACGAAGGGCUGUGGAAUCCAUCAUCCAAUGCCAUAGAUGUCAAGCGUGGGGGCACGCAACAACAAAUUAUGGCCACCCAGCUGAAUGUUUAAAAUGUCCCGGUGACCAUCUCAUGAACACUUGCGCCAAGACAAGAGAAACCCCCGCCACGUGUGCCAACUGUCACGGCGAACACCCGGCCAACUACACGAAAUGCGAGGCUUAUGUAGAAAGGGCCACUAGGUUAGAAGAAAGAAGAUUAGCUCAAAAGUCGAAAGCGAAAUACGUUCAAGCACCCCCAUUAAUCAGGAAUGCAUGGGAUAGAAACAGAAACCCAACCAUCAAAGAACUCAGAGAUUACCCACCCACCCCUCCCAAACAAUAA